UGGCGGUGCUCGGAGCGAGCCGCUGCCGGGCCACCUCGGCCGCCCUCGGCGCCGCGGAGCGGACUCGGCGAGCAGGGGCGCCCGCCCGCGAGGCUGCCGGCUUUCCGAGCGCGAAUUGCCCCGGAGGAGCGGGCAGCGAUCCGCGAGACGCGGCGCGUCCGCCGAGCCCGGCAUGGCGUCUGCAAGGCAAGUGCUUUGUCUCUGUGCUUUUCUGUGCGUGCCGCAGGCUCGCUCCGAGCCCGUUCGCUACUCCGUCGCCGAGGAGAGGGAGAGCGGCUCCCUGGUGGCUCAUGUCGCCAAGGACGUGGGGCUGGACGUGGCGCAGCUGCGGGCUCGCGAGGCCCGCCUUGUUUCGGAGGACAGCCGGCAGUAUUUUCGCUUAGACCCCCGCACCGGCCGCCUGGCAGUUAGGGAGAGGAUCGAUCGGGAGGAGAUCUGCGGCCAGGCCGUCACGUGCACCGUCCCCUUUGAGUUACUGCUGGCCAACCCGCUGCAGUUCUUUCGCAUCGAAGUGGCCGUAGAGGAUAUCAAUGACCACGCGCCAGUUUUCCCGGAGGAACAAGUGACUUUUAAGAUCCCGGAAACGAGCGAUCCGGGGUCCCGUUUCCCGCUGGAGGGGGCUCGGGACCUAGAUGUUGGCAGCAACAGCCUGCAGGCCUACAGCAUCGCUCCCGAGAACGAGCAUUUCAGCGUCUCUUUACGCAGUCUCAGUGAAGGCAGCAGGUCGGUCGAAUUAGUCCUGGAAAAGGCGCUGGACAGAGAGGAGCAAGAGGAGAUUGCUUUCAGCCUGAUUGCCACGGACGGGGGCUCUCCGCCCCGCAGCGGGACGGCCCAGGUCCGCAUCCUUGUCCUAGACGCAAAUGACAACGCUCCCGUCUUCACGCAGGAGCUGUACAGAGGACAGAUUUUGGAAAAUGCCCCGGAGGACUCGGUGGUUCUCCGUGUGGUCGCAACUGACGCGGAUGCGGGGGUUAACGGGGAGAUAUCAUACUCGUUCAGUCAAGCGGUGGGGCACAGCCCCUCGGCAUUCAAGAUCGACCCGCUGAGUGGUGAAAUUCGUGUCAGCCAGCCUCUGGAUUUCGAAGCGGCGGAGAAACACGAGCUCAGCGUGCGCGCCACUGACGGCGGGGGUCUCUCCGCGCUCUGCAGGGUGGUGGUGGAGGUGGCGGAUGUGAACGACAACGCGCCGGAGCUAGUGGUGAGUUCCUUCAGCAGCCCCCUGGCCGAGAGCGCCUUGCCCGGGACGGUGGUGGGCCUCUUUGUCGUUAAGGACCGGGACGCCGGGGACAACGGGAAGGUCGUCUGUUCGCUGCAGGAGCAGCCGGCUUUCUCGCUGAGGCCCGCCUACAAGAAUUACUACGAGCUGGUGACAGCGAGCGCCCUGGACCGGGAGGAGACGGCGCAGUACGUCCUCGCCGUCACGGCGGCCGACGCGGGGUCCCCGCCCCUCACGACCACGCAGACCUUCACGGUGGACAUCUCCGACGUCAACGACAACGGGCCCGUCUUCAACCAGACGUCGUACACCAUGUACGUGCGUGAGAACAACGAGCCGUCCGCGCUCGUCGGGGCCGUCCAGGCCGCGGACCGGGACGUGGGGCCCAACGCCAAGGUGACCUAUUCGCUGGCGCCGGGCCGCCCCGCGGAGCGGGGCCCGCGCUCCUACGUCUCCGUGAACUCCGAGAACGGGAACGUGUUUGUGCUGCGGCCGCUGGACUACGAGCAGCUGAGGCAGCUGGAGGUGGUGGUGAGCGCCGCCGACUCGGGCUCGCCGCCCCUCAGCGCCAACGUCACCGUCCGCGUCCUGGUGGUGGACGAAAACGACAACGCGCCCGUGGUCCUGCACCCGGCGCAGGACAGCUCGCCGCCGUCCAGCGAGCUGGUGCCCACGUCGGCCGAGGCGGGCUACCUCGUCACCAAAGUGGUGGCCGUCGACGCCGACUCGGGGCAGAACGCGUGGCUUUCGUACCACCUGCUCAAGGCAACGGACCCCGGGCUCUUCGCCGUGGGGACCCAAAGCGGGGAGGUGCGGCUGAGGAGGCCGCUGACGGAGAGGGACGCCGUGAAGCAGAAGCUGGUCGUCCUGGUGCGGGACAACGGGCGGCCGCCGCUGUCCGCCACCGCGGCGCUGGGCGCGCUGCUGCUCGAUGGCUUCUCGGACGCGCACAUGCCGCGCAGCGGCCUGGCCGCGGAGGACGAGGGCGGCUCCCUGACGCUUUAUUUAAUCCUCUCGCUGGCCUUCGUCUCGAUCCUCUUCCUCGCUUCGGCCGCAGCCUUCGUCGCUUGCAAGGUGUGCAAGAGGAAGGCGCUGAAAGAGGGCCCCGUGCUUUACGGCCCCGGCGACUUCCAGAGCAGCCUGGCCGACGCAGCCGGCACGGCGACUCUGCCGCACGCCUACUGCUACGAGGUCAGCCUCACAACGGGCUCGGGCAGCAGCGAGUUCAAGUUCCUGAAGCCGGUCCUCGCCGGCCUGCCGCCGCAGCGCUGCGGCACGGCCGCGGGCGCGGCCGGCGAAGAGGAUCUCGCCGGGGACUUCCCCCCCGCCGGGGACCCGCGUCCGCAGAGCCAUGGGACGCUGCCGGCGGGACCGUUCAGCAGGCUGGCCUUCGAGUAGCGCCACGGGAGCAAAUCAACGGCUUGAUGCCUCCCUCCCCAAACGGCGUGCAAUGCCCUCACUUGGCUGACCGUGGAUUUGCUGCCGCCACCAGCCCCACCAGGAAAAAAAAAAAAAAAAAAAAGAAAAGAAAGAAAGAAAGAAAGAAAGAAAAAAGAAAGAAAAAGAAACUAAAAGUUGUCUUCCUCAAUUUGUUCCUAAUUAUUUAAUUGUUUUCCUUUCUUCUGUGGUCGUUUCUGAAGUGCUUGCGGGGCAGAAUUAAUUCUGGAGUGUCCCAUUCAGCCCUUGAUGACUCUUGGAAGUCCUCACAUCCAUCCCUUUUGAAUCGCCCUCUUCCACCUUAUCAGUCGGUAGAGGUAGUUUUGUGCGGGUGCAGAUGACUCAGCUUGUCGGGGGAGAUUAAUAAAACGCCCAGCCAGGUCUCCCUCGUACCCGAAAUUGGUGAGUGUGGGCGGGGAGGGAGGGAGGCGAUGUCCUGGAAGUCGCUUCGGAGAGAUAGCAGGAUUCGUGAUGCCGGGAUAGACUGUAACAAUACCAAACCGUGCAAAGGGUUUAAAUCUGAGCGGAUGGUUGUAGAGAAACUGCGCGUGUCUCUUCAGGGCUUUCCUCUGAAGUUAGAACUGACGUGAAGGGCCGAUGCUGUAUUCAUCGUCGCAAGCUCUGCAAUCUCCCCCCCAACCCCACACACACACACGCCCCCUAAUUUUCCUUUCUGUAUGCUAACUCUCUGUUAUCGGUGUUUUCCGCAUGCUCUGAACACUGGGGCUGCCACUCGCAAUGUAUGAAUGCCUUGUGUGAGCGAUGACUGUGGAGCACUAAGUGUUCUGAAACCCUGGCGUUGCAUGCAAUUGGCGUUACAAAGUGGAAAAGUGUAAGCGUCCUUUGGUAAUAGAAAACAAUAAAAAUAUAAACAUAAUUAAAAAA
Messenger RNA from Rhea pennata, 3538 nucleotides. Its product is annotated as protocadherin beta-15-like. Gene Ontology annotation, molecular function: calcium ion binding. Gene Ontology annotation, biological process: homophilic cell-cell adhesion. Bases 173 to 2614 code for a protein of 813 amino acids. The record is from RefSeq and is a predicted model, not a curated record. NCBI's taxonomy places the organism in Eukaryota, Metazoa, Chordata, Aves, Rheiformes, Rheidae. The transcript has a single exon. Gene Ontology annotation, cellular component: plasma membrane.